This is a messenger RNA of Malania oleifera, 1402 nucleotides long. Its product is annotated as ribonucleoside-diphosphate reductase small chain. Gene Ontology annotation, molecular function: oxidoreductase activity. The coding region runs from base 258 to 1247 and encodes 329 amino acids. Gene Ontology annotation, biological process: deoxyribonucleotide biosynthetic process. The transcript has a single exon. NCBI's taxonomy places the organism in Eukaryota, Viridiplantae, Streptophyta, Magnoliopsida, Santalales, Ximeniaceae. The record is from RefSeq and is a predicted model, not a curated record.
GUAGGUUCAUUCUCCCGCAAGCUUCUCCCCAAAAUUCAAAUCACCCGCCCACGCUUUCAUUCAAAACUUCCUGUGAAAUUCUCAUCGCCCUAUAAAUUUCAAAGCAACCCCUCGAUUCUCUACACACCCAUUUCUGCUUUUAUAUUCUUAUUUCCCUCUCAAUCUUCAAAUUUCAAUUGCUAGUGCUGAUUUUGCAAUUGGGAUUUUUGCAGUAGAGCUUCCAAUCUUCGAUUCAAUUUACCUUCUGUGAAUCCAAAAUGCCUUCAAUGCCGGAAGAGCCCUUGUUGGCUCCAAACCCAGAUCGGUUCUGCAUGUUCCCGAUUCAGUACCCGCAGAUUUGGGAAAUGUACAAGAAGGCUGAGGCCUCGUUCUGGACCGCCGAGGAGGUCGAUCUCUCCCAGGACCUCCGCCAUUGGGAGGCACUCACCGGGGACGAAAGGCACUUCAUCAGUCACGUCCUCGCCUUCUUCGCUGCCUCCGACGGUAUCGUCCUCGAGAACCUCGCCGGAAGGUUCAUGAAGGAGGUCCAGGUCGCCGAGGCCCGCGCCUUCUACGGCUUUCAGAUCGCCAUUGAGAACAUCCACUCCGAGAUGUACAGCCUCCUCCUCGAAUCCUACAUCAGGGAUCCAAACGAAAAGAACAAGCUCUUCCACGCAAUCGAUACCGUCCCCUGCGUCGCCAAGAAGGCCGAUUGGGCCCUCCGGUGGAUAGACAGCUCGGAAUCGUUCGCUGAGCGUAUCCUCGCCUUCGCCUGCGUCGAGGGUAUCUUCUUUUCCGGCAGCUUCUGCGCCAUAUUUUGGCUGAAGAAGCGCGGGUUGAUGCCAGGGUUGACUUUCUCGAACGAGCUAAUCUCCCGUGACGAAGGCUUACACUGCGAUUUCGCGUGUUUGCUGUACGGGUUACUGAGGUCGAAGUUGAGUGAGAAGCGAGUCAAGGGAAUCGUCGCCGAUGCAGUGAACAUAGAGCGGGAGUUCGUGUGCGACGCGUUACCUUGCGCCCUCGUGGGGAUGAACGGCGAUCUGAUGAGCCAAUACAUCGAGUUUGUGGCUGAUCGGCUUCUGGGUGCAUUGGGAUACAGCAAAAUCUACAACGUCCCAAACCCGUUUGAUUGGAUGGAGCUGAUCUCCCUGCAAGGAAAGACCAAUUUUUUCGAGAAGAGGGUCGGGGAGUACCAGAAGGCUUCGGUGAUGUCGAGCUUGAACGGGAAUGGAGGAACACAUGUGUUCAAAAUGGACGAAGAUUUCUGAUUUUCUGAUUUUCUGAUUUAGGAUACUGUCUGUUUGUAAAAUUUAUUUUUUUCUUAUUCCUACUUCACUACCUUCACAUGUCAUGUUAUUUGUUUGUCCUGUUCAUUUUCUCCCUGGAGAAAUGAUAUAUAAAUAUAAGUAAUCUUGUUCUCCCU